UCAAGGUAAGAGUCCGAGACAGUUAAGAAAAUGGCGUCUGAAUGUGACGUUACGACAACCCAUGAGUACAUUUGUCCAUUUCCUGACUGUUUUAAGACGUUCUCGAGGCCUAAUCGACUGGAAAUUCACCAGCGUUCACACACGGGAGAGAAACCCUUUAAGUGUAUAGUUCCAGGCUGUGGAAAGAAGUAUGCUCGUUCAUCUCAUCUACGCAGGCAUGAAGAAAACAGUCAUGAACUCAAUGGGGUACCUGUACCACAGAAGCAAGUUAGGUGUACAGUGGAUGGAUGUGGAAUGACCUUCACCUUGGUGCAAAAUCUCAAAAAACACACCAAAAGGAAACAUAUGCAGCGUCAGUUCACAUGUGAAUAUGAUGGAUGUGGAAAAUCCUUCAAGAAGAAUCAACACCUCAAAGUUCAUGAGUUUGAACACACAAAAAUCAAACCUUUUCUGUGCUCAUAUGAGGGAUGUGGCAUGAGGUUUCUGGUGCCAAGCAAAUUACACCGGCAUGAAAAAGUGCAUACAGGAUACAAAUGUGAUGAAUUGGGAUGCAAUGAAUCUUUCUCCAAGUGGACACUACUAAGGAAACAUAAAGCCACACAACAUGCACUGGAGAGAAAGUGUCCACAGUGUGGGAAAACCUUCAGUACCAGACAAUGGCUAAGGCAACAUAUGAGUGUUCAUUCGUCUGAGCGUGAACUUUUUGCCUGUCCCCGUGAUAACUGUGGGCGUUCCUAUCUCAAUCAACGAAAUCUUCAUGCCCACAUCCGCUCAUACCACGAUGGCAACCGUAUAGAGUGUCCAUACCCAGAUUGUCACAGGCGCUUCACCACUGAGCAAAAGCUUAAGCAACAUCAAGAUGUACAUAACCCCAAUAAACCACCCCCUAAGAAAAGAUCAAGGAAAACCAAACAAAAAAAUAUAGCUGCUGUUCUUUCUGGUGUGAAAGAGAAAGAUUUGCAUGAUGUGGAUGAUAUAACAACCCCCAUAGAGGAUAGACUGAUUGAUGUAACAGCCAUCACCCACGAGGAUAAGCUAAAUAAAGAUUCGCACAAGGCUGUUAUCACAGCUACACAAGACCUAGAGAAUAGACUGAUUGAUGAUUCCCAGGAGGGGGAUGUCCCAGCCACACAAAGUAGGCUAAAUAAGGACUCCCACAAGGACGGUGUUGUGACCCCACAGGAAAAACUAAAUAAGGACUCCCACAAGGACGGUGCUGUGAUCCCACAGAAAAAACUAAAUAAGGACUCCCACAAGGACGGUGUUGUGACCCCACAGGAAAAGCUAAAUAAGGACUCACACAAGGACGGUGUUGUGAUCCCACAGGAAAAACUAAAUAAGGACUCACACAAGGACGGUGUUGUGAUCCCACAGGAAAAACUAAAUAAGGACUCCCACAAGGACGGUGUUGUGACCCCACAGGAAAAACUUAAUUCACACAGCAUUACAACCUCACAGCAGAACGGACAGUGUAACGGUCAGAAGGACGAGACUUUUGUAGAGAUGAGAGACUGUUUUGUAAAUGUAGAGUUAGGUGAAGAGAAGGGAAAUAGUGCUGAGGAAACAGAGCAGAGUGGUGGAGAGAUUGUAGAUGUUAGUGUUAGUUGUAAGACCCCAGUUCCAUGUGAGGAUACAGACUCUGUGCUAACUGAUGAGUGUAGUAUGUUGGAGAGUGACUGUCAUAGUAAGUCUUCUAGUGAUUCAGACUCGGGAAAUCUGACCUCAGACUCGAUAAGUUUGACCUCAGACCAACAAUCUGAGACUCAUGUGUCUUCAACUGGUUCAAUAGACAAAAUGUGUACAUGUUUCUGUGAUGAACGUCAAGCGCUUGAAGUAGCAGCUGAUGAUUUAGGAGGGGAGCCCAGUGUUCUCCAACGUCUGUGUGUUUCCUCGUCAUGCUUAUUGGAGACACAAUGUAAUUGUCAAGAGUCACACAAACAUACAAGACAUUCAUCUGGUCGUAUUCAAGAGAAGAGAAGGAACGAAAUGUAUGAUCUGUAAAAUCCUGGCAGAUCAUGAAAUAAUGGUAACAAGCAAAAUAAAGUACAUUUAGAUGUCUUAUAUCA
Pecten maximus is the source of this 2066-nucleotide messenger RNA. Its product is annotated as oocyte zinc finger protein XlCOF28-like. The transcript is spliced from 9 exons. The record is from RefSeq and is a predicted model, not a curated record. Gene Ontology annotation, molecular function: DNA-binding transcription factor activity, RNA polymerase II-specific; RNA polymerase II cis-regulatory region sequence-specific DNA binding. Lineage: Eukaryota; Metazoa; Mollusca; Bivalvia; Pectinida; Pectinidae. Gene Ontology annotation, biological process: regulation of transcription by RNA polymerase II. The coding region runs from base 31 to 2001 and encodes 656 amino acids. Gene Ontology annotation, cellular component: nucleus.